UUUUGUGGGGGAGCGCGUCUACUGGACAGGUGCGAGUAUCCAUCCUAAAGUGAGGAAAGAAAGAAGCUUGGGCUUUCAGUGGAUCCAGGGAGAUAGCAUCAUCAGUCGCCAAGCACUUGUCUGGCCCCAGCGAGAGACGUGGGCAUCCCCCCAACCGGCUCCGGAGCUGCAGCGGCUUUCCUACUAGAGUACGGAAGCGGCGCACCGGGUUCCGGACUUGAUCCCAAGUAGAUCCUGGAGAGGCGUGCUCUAUCGUAACCGGCCACUGGAGCCACUUCCUGCGGCACGUGUUGGAGGGUGCAAGUAUUUGGACAUGAUUUUGAAUGUCUCAUCGCGUUGAAAGCCGUGGGCGAAACAAGCCCUGGGAAUGUUUCCAGCGGGCCUGGCUCCUUAAAGGCUUUUGAGAAGUUUCUUUUGCUGCCUGUCACCCUCGAUUCCCCUUCCCCUAGGGAUGUGCAGAUGGAGGCCGGUGGAGACGCUGCUGCCCCAGCCCCCGGGGGCGCGCAGGACUUGGAGGACACGCAGGACUUGGAAGGCACGCAGACCCCGCGCGAGGAGACUGGAGAUGGAGGAGUUCAGUCGGGCCCGCCGGACCCCGGAGACACGGACCCGGAGGAAGCAGGAUCACAAGCCGAGGAUGAGCCACCCAGCCGCCUGUCACCCCUGCCCCAGUCAGAGGUCCUGUCAAGCACGUGUGAACACUGGAGUUCUACAGCCUCAGACAGUAGUCCCAUUCAUGGUCCGGAGAGUGACUCUGUGGGCCAGGGCGGGGACCCCAGUGACGAGAACUGGCGCAACCAAAGGAAGCACGUGUUUGUGCUGAGCGAGGCCGGCAAGCCUAUCUACUCACGUUACGGUAGCGUGGAGGCGCUAUCAGCUACCAUGGGUGUGAUGACAGCCCUUGUGUCCUUCGUACAGAGCUCAGGGGAUAACAUCCGCGCCAUCUAUGCCGAGGACCACAAGCUGGUGUUCCUACAGCAGGGCCCCCUGCUGCUGGUGGCCAUGUCACGGACUCCUCAGUCAGCAGCACAGCUCCGAGGGGAGCUGCUCGCCGUGCACGCACAGAUUGUGAGCACACUGACACGUGCAAGCGUGGCCCGCAUCUUCGCGCACAAGCAGAACUAUGACCUCCGCCGCCUGCUGGCUGGCUCAGAGCGCACGCUGGACCGGCUUCUGGACAAUGUGGAGCGAGACCCCGGAGCCCUGCUCCUGGGCGCUGUGCGCUGCGUGCCGCUUGCCCGUCCGCUGCGGGAAGCACUAGGCACGUUGCUGCGGCGCUGCACAGCACCUGGCCUGGCACUGUCUGUGCUGGCGGUCGGUGGUCGCCUGAUAACAGCAGCCCAGGAACGGAACGUGCUGGCCGAGUGCCGGCUGGACCCAGCUGACCUGCAGCUGUUGCUUGACUGGGUAGGGGCGCCAGCUUUUGCAGCGGGGGAAGCCUGGGCACCUGUGUGCCUGCCCCGCUUCAACCCCGAUGGUUUCUUCUAUGCUUAUGUGGCCCGCCUGGACUCCAUGCCUGUCUGCCUGCUGCUGCUUGGCACCCACCGUGAAGCCUUCCAUGCCAUGGCCGCCUGCCGGCGCCUGGUGGAGGAUGGCAUGCGCACUCUUGGUGCCCUGCGUACCCUUGGGGAGGCUGCGAACUUCUCUGAUUCCCAGGCAGCCAGUGCCCCUGCCUACAGCGUGCAGGCUGUGGGGGCACCUGGCCUCCGGCACUUCCUCUAUAAGCCACUGGACAUCCCUGACCAUCAUCGCCAGCUGCCCCAGUUUACCAGCCCUGAGCUAGAAGCCCCAUACAGCAGAGAAGAGGAACGGCAGCGGCUGUCAGACCUGUACCACCGCCUGCACGCUCGUCUGCACAGCGCCUCCCGACCCCUGCGCCUCAUUUACCAUGUGGCUGAGAAGGAGACACUGCUAGCCUGGGUGACCUCCAAAUUUGAGCUCUAUACCUGCCUCAGCCCCUUGGUGACCAAAGCAGGUGCCAUCUUGGUAGUGACCAAACUCCUGCGCUGGGUCAAGAAGGAGGAGGAUCGUCUCUUCAUCCGUUGCCCACCCAAGUACUCCACACCUCCAGCUGCCUCUGCAGACCAGGCUUCCCACAAUGGCUUGUUCACUGGACUCUGAAUAGAAGAACUCAGACUGCUGGCAGUAACCACCUUGGCUUCUGGCUUCUGCCAUCUGAAAAUGUGGUGGGGACCUGCCUGUGGCUGGUACCUGUCUCCCUGAGCAGUUGGGCACCAUACAAGAGCUGCCCACCAGUGGGAGAUGGGUGGCAGCAGCAGGGCCACAGUGUGCCCCCUUCUUGUCCCUUCAUGCACCUCCACCUCUAGAGAAUGUUCUAGGCCACCUCCCUCUGCCUCACUUCCUCGCCAUGGAUGAUGGUCCAGCCUCUGUCAGGGGAAGUUGCCUCUAAACCUGCUUCAGAAGUCUCUUCUCCAUUGGACUGAGCCCUGAGUGUGCAGGGCUGGCCAGGUCUCAGGGAUGAGCCUUAAAGGUUCUAGAAUUGGGAAUGCAGGGUCAGCCUGUGCCCAUAACCAGCCUGAGGGUAUUUAG
Octodon degus (degu) is the source of this 2550-nucleotide messenger RNA. RefSeq names its product MON1 homolog B, secretory trafficking associated (gene Mon1b). The coding region runs from base 460 to 2121 and encodes 553 amino acids. Lineage: Eukaryota; Metazoa; Chordata; Mammalia; Rodentia; Octodontidae. Gene Ontology annotation, biological process: protein targeting to vacuole; vesicle-mediated transport. The record is from RefSeq and is a predicted model, not a curated record. The transcript has 7 exons.